AUGCUCCGGCUCUGCUACAGGGUCCUCCGACACUCACAGGAGGACUACCGGAAGAACCAGGAGCACAUCGCCAAGCAGUUCGGUGUGAUGCAGAGUCAGAUCGGUUACGACAUCCUGGCUGAGGACACCAUCACCCGCGCUGCUGCACAACAACCGCAAGCUGCUGGAGAAACACAUCACCAAGACCGAGGUGGAGACCUUCGUCAGCCUGGUUUCUGGACUACCUGUCAGACCUGUGUGUGUCCAACAACGUGGCCAUCCCCCGUCACUCAGGAGCUCAUCUGUAAGUGUGUGCUGGACCCCAAGAACCAGGACAUCCUCAUCAAGACAGAGCGUCGAGUCCCGAAGGAGCUGCAUCCUGGUGGUCCGGAGGGGGAGUACAUCGGGAUGGACGACUAUGGAGACGAUGAUGAGGUGUGGCUGGUGUGGACGGACAAGACCAAUGAGAGACAGGAGAAGGGCAUCCGACAGCUUGCUCAGGAGGCGAGGCAGGGAAACGCUCAUGACGAGAACGUCCUCACCUACUACAGGUACCAGCUGAAGCUCUUUGCCCGGAUGUGUUUGGACCGUCAGUACCUGGCCAUCGAUGAGAUCUCCAAGCAGCUGGACGUGGAGCUCAUCUUCCUGUGCAUGAUGGACGAGACGCUGCCCUUCGACCUGCGAGCCUCCUUCUGUCGCCUCAUGCUCCACGCCCACGUGGACCGGGACCCCCAGGAGCUGGUGACCCCGGUGAAGUUCGCCCGCCUCUGGACCGAGAUCCCCACGUCCAUCACCAUCAAAGAUUAUGACUCCAACAUGGACGACAGCCGGUACAACAAGAAGAACCGUUUCUCCAACACCAUGGCCUUCAUGGAGGAAUAUCUCAACAACGUUCUCAACGACGAGUUCCCGUUCCACAACGAGGAGAAAAACAAACUCACAUACGAGGUGGUGAGUCUGGCCAGACAUCUGAUCUACUUUGGAUUCUACAGUUUCUUUGAGCUGCUCAGACUCACCAGAACUCUGCUGGGCAUCAUCGACUGUCGACCCAACCCCGGCCACGCUGCGCUGAUGUUCCAUGAUGACGGAUCAGGGAAGAACGUGAAGCGCUCCAUACACGGGAUGGGACAGAUAAUGUCCACCAUGGUCCUCAACAGGAAGCAGUCCAUAUUUGGAGGUCCGGGCGCCAGAGGGGCAGGGCUGGGGGCGGGGCUAGGACUUGAUGGACAGAGAGCUGGUAAAGACAGUAUUGACAGGAUGGACCUGACGGUGAUGGACACGAAGCUGAAGAUACUGGAGAUAUUACAGUUCAUCCUGAACGUUCGACUGGACUACCGCCUCUCCUUCCUGCUGUCCGUCUUCAAGAAGGAGUUUGUGGAAGUUUACCCGAUGGCUGAUGCUGACGCCACCACUAACAUGGAGCAAGCAGACGUCCCAGCCAACACGGAGACAACAGACAUCCCAGUCAACGUGGAAACAGCAGCCGCCAUCAACCUGCUGCACAUUGGGGAGCAGGCGGAGGCCAUGUUUGGAGUCGGGAAAGGGAACAGCAUCCUGGAGGUGGACGAUGAAGGCGGCCGCAUGUUCUUGCGAGUGCUGAUCCACCUCACCAUGCACGAGUACCCUCCUCUGGUGUCUGGAGCCCUGCAGCUGCUCUUCAGACACUUCAGCCAGAGACAGGAGGUCCUGCACACAUUCAAACAGGUCCAGUUGCUGAUCACGUCUUCGGAUGUAGAGAACUACAAACUGAUCAAGGCGGAUCUGGAUCGCCUCCGGACGCUGGUGGAGAAAUCUGAACUGUGGGUGGAGAAGAAAAGCUCGGGAGGAGGUGAAGGGAAGAAGGAGAAAAAAGACAAGAAGGAGAAAGGAGAGGGGCCGUCAGAGGAAGCACCGCCCAAGAAGGACAAACAGGAGAAGGGCAACGAGAACUACAGCAAAGUCAAAGAGAUCCUGGAAAGGUUGAGCAAGAUGUGCAUCAGUGGAGUUUGGAAGAAGCAGCAGAGGUUGUUGAAGAACAUGGGAGCUCAUAAAGUCAUGUUGGACCUGCUGCAGGUGUCAUAUGACCAGAGCGACAUGAAGAUGCAGGAGAUCAUCAGGUACACUCACCUGUUCCUGCAGAAGUUCUGUACGGGGAACCCGGAGAACCAGGUGUUGCUGCACAAGAACCUCAACCUGUUCCUCAACCCUGGGUCUCCUCCUGCUGUGCAGCUGCUGGAGGCCGAGACCGUGCAGCACAUCUUCAGCAACAACUACCAGCUGUGCAGCGAGAUCUCCGAGAGCGUCCUGCAGCACUUCAUCCACUGCCUGGCCACGCACGGCCGCCACGUCCAGUACCUCAACUUCCUGCACACCAUCAUCAAGGCCGAGGGCAAGUACGUGAAGAAGUGUCAGGACAUGAUCAUGACCGAGUUGACGAACUCCGGCGAGGACGUCGUGGUCUUCUACAACGACAAGGCCUCAUUCAACGUGAUGCUGGACCUGAUGGCGGAGAGCAGGGAGGGGGUGGGCGAGAGCAGCCCACUCAGGUAUCACAUUUCUCUGGUGGAGCUGCUGGCAGCCUGCGCCGAGGGGAAGAACGUCUACACCGAGAUCAAGUGCACGUCACUGCUCCCCCUGGAGGACGUGGUGCGCGUGGUGACGCACGAGGACUGCAUCACCGAGGUGAAAAUCGCCUACGUGAACUUUGUGAACCACUGCUACGUGGACACCGAGGUGGAGAUGAAGGAGAUCUACACGUCCAACCACAUCUGGAAGCUGUUUGAAGACUUCACCGUGGACAUGGCUCGGGUUUGUAAUAAGAGAGAGAAGCGUCUCUCUGAUCCCAUCCUGGAGAAAUACAUCAUCCACGUGGUGUUUGACACCAUCAACGCCUUCUUCAGCUCGCCCUUCUCUGAGAACAGCACCUCUCUGCAGACUCACCACACCAUCGUCACUCACCUGCUGCAGUCGUCCGUCCGGCUGCUGGACUGUCCCUGGCUGCAGGUGCAGCACCGAGGUCAGGUGGAGACCUGCAUCAAGACGCUCGCCAUGACAGCUAAGACUCGUUCCAUCGCUAUCCCUCUGGACCUGGAGUCUCAGAUCAGCUCCAUGUUGUCCAGUUCUGCUCUCAACUCUCUGUCCCGCUCGAACCCGAACUACAAGUCCUCCUCCCGGUCCAUCAGACCCAUCGCACCCAGCAACCCCUGGGACUACAAGAACAUCAUCGAGAAGCUGCAGGACAUCAUCAACACUCUGGAGGAGCGUCUGAAGCCGCUGGUCAACGCCGAACUGUCCGUGUUGGUGGACGUCCUCCAUCAGCCGGAGCUGCUGUUCCUGGAGGGAACCGACGCCCGGCAGCGCUGCGAGUCCGGAGGAUUCAUCUCCAAGCUAAUCCAACACACCAAAGCUCUGAUGUCUGCAGAAGAGAAGUUGUGUAUCAAAGUGUUGAGGACGCUGCAGGAGAUGUUGAUCAGGACUCUGGACUUUGAUGAAAAGGGAAUCUCGCUGCGUAAAGUUUUACUGCAGAAUUAUCUGUUUCCGAACAAGAAGAACAACCUGAAGACCGACCUGGCGGAGCUCACAGCCGCAGGCGGGGAGCAGGAGCGGGACUGGGCGGCGGUGGCGGCGGUUCAGUGUCGUCUGGACCGAGAAGGAGGAACCAAGCUGUUCACAGAUCUGGUGAUGAGCACCAAGAACGACAAGAUCUUCCAGGAGAGCAUCCAGCUCGCCAUCUGUCUGCUGGAGGGAGGAAACACCGAGAUACAGAACUCGUUUUAUAAACUGAUGAUGGGCGACAACAAAUCAGAGAAGUUCUUCAAGGUUCUUCACGACCGGAUGAAAGAAGCUCGGACGGACAUCAAAGCCACGGUCUCUGUUAACGUGGGAGAGAUGACGUACAAAGCCAACGAGAAGGAGCUGGAGCAAGGCGGCUCAGGAGCUUUAGCACUUCCUGGUGCGGGGGGGCACCAGCUGAUGGGUCAGCCCGGUUCCUCGGCUCUGCAGGCGCCGGCGGUGGAGGAGCAGAGGGAGGUGGAGACGGAGAUGGGACCAGCUGUUAUCAUCAUGAAGCCGAUUCUCAGGUUCCUCCAGCUGCUCUGCGAGAACCACAACCACGACCUGCAGAACUUUCUGCGAUGCCAGAACAAUAAGACCAACUACAACCUGGUGUGUGAGACGCUUCAGUUCCUGGACAUCAUGUGUGGAAGCACCACAGGGGGUCUGGGCCUGCUGGGCCUCUACAUCAACGAGUCCAACGUCCACCUCAUCACCCAGACGCUGGAGACACUCACUGAGUACUGCCAGGGCCCGUGCCAGGAGAACCAGACGUGUAUAGUGACCCACGAUUCCAACGGCAUCGACAUCAUCACGGCUCUGAUCCUGAACGACAUCAGCCCGUUGUGUCGAUACCAGAUGGAGAUGGUGCUGCAGCUGAAGGACAACGCCUCCAAGCUGCUGCUGGCUCUGAUGGAGAGUCGCCAUGACAGUGAGAACGCCGAGAGGAUCCUGUUCAACCUGCGACCACGAGAGCUGGUGGAGGUGAUAAAGAAGGCCUAUAACCAGGAUCAGGACAGUGAUUGUGAGGGGGGGGAGGUUUCUCCUCGGGAGGUUGGACACAACAUCUACAUCCUGGCUCAACAGUUGGCCAGACACAACAAAGUUCUGCAGAACCUCCUGAAACCACUGAAGAAGAGUAAAGAGGGAGAGGAGGGAAUCUCCUCCAUGCUGAACCUGAACAACCGGCCUCUGUCCCAGAUGUUGAAGUCCACAGCUCCAGCUGCUGUGGUGGAUCAGGAUCCUCUGGAGUACUACGAGCUGCUGACCUCUCAGAUAGAGAUUGUGCGUGACGACCGCAGCAUGGAGCAGAUUGUGUUCCCCGUCCAUCCCAUCUGUGAGUUCCUGACCGAUGAGUCGAAGUUCAGGGUCUUCAACACCACGGAGCAGGACGAGCAGGGGUCAAAGGUCACACACUUCUUUGAGCAGUCGUCCUUCCUGCACGGAGAGAUGGAGUGGCAGAAGAAGCUGAGGAGCAUGCCGGUGUUGUUCUGGUUCUCUCGGAGGAUGACUCUCUGGGGAUCCAUCUCUUUUAAUCUCGCCGUCUUCAUCAAUCUCAUCAUCGCCUUCUUCUACCCCUACAACUCAGGACAAGCCGGAGCCAUCGACGACUCCCUGCUGCUGAUGCUGUUCUGGAUCCUGACUGGUUUGUCUGUACUGGGUCUGUUCUCCCAGCGCUACGGCCUCCAGCCUCUGACCCUGGCUCUGAUCCUCAGAUCCAUUUACCACUUCGGCAUCGGGCCCACGCUCAUCCUGCUCGGCGCACUCAACCUCAUCAACAAGAUUGUGUUUGUUGUGAGUUUCGUGGGAAACAACGGGACGUUUAUUAUGGGAUACAAAGCCAUGGUGAUGGACGUGGAGUUCAACUACCACCUGGCGUACGUCCUGACCUCCACGCUGGGACUGUUCGUCCACGAGCUCUUCUACAGCAUCCUGCUGUUUGACCUCAUCUACCGGGAGGAGACGCUGUUCAACGUGAUAAAGAGUGUGACUCGUAACGGUCGCUCCAUCCUGCUGACGGCGCUGCUCGCUCUCAUCCUCGUCUACCUCUUCUCCAUCGUGGGCUUCCUCUGCCUGAAGGAGGAUUUCAUCAUGGAGGUCGACCUGCUGCCUCAGCUCGCUACAGCUCCUCAGCCGAGCGAAGCCUCUCAGGAUUUCCUCGACUCGUGUUCUUCAGACGGCGUCAGCUGCACGUCGGAGACCAGCGGCGCCGCCGAGCAGGAAGAGGUGUCCAACACGGAGCGAGCAUGUGACACGCUGCUGAUGUGCAUCGUCACGGUGCUGAACCACGGGCUGAGGAACGGAGGAGGAGUCGGAGACGUUCUCAGGAAACCAUCGAAGAACGAGCCGUUGUUCCCCGCCCGGGUUGUGUACGACCUGUUGUUCUACUUCAUCGUCAUCAUCAUCGUCCUCAACUUGAUCUUCGGCGUCAUCAUCGACACGUUCGCCGACCUGAGGAGCGAGAAGCAGAAGAAGGAGGAGAUCCUGAAGACCACGUGUUUCAUCUGUGGUCUGGAGAGAGACAAGUUUGACAACAAGACGGUGUCCUUUGAAGAGCACAUCAAGAUGGAGCACAACAUCUGGAACUACCUGUACUUCAUCGUCCUGGUGCGAGAGAAGAACAAGACGGACUACACCGGGCCGGAGAGCUACGUCGCACACAUGAUCAAGAACAACAACCUGGACUGGUUCCCACGGAUGCAGGCGAUGUCCCUGGUGGUGACGGACGGGGACGGGGAGCAGAACGAGAUGAGGAUGCUACAGGACAAACUGGCCACGACCAUGAAGGUGGUGAUGACCCUGACCACGCAGCUGAUGGAGCUGAAGGAGCAGAUGACGGAGCAGAGGAAGAGGAGGCAGCGGAUGGGAUUCGUUGACGUGCAGUCGGGAGCCGGCGCUGCACUGCCCCCUAGUGCCGGAGGAGGAAACCACCAGAUGUACAAAUCAUAGGGACAGACUCCUGUUAUGGAACAUGACGGAGUUUCACUGUAAGAUGCACGACUGCAAAGAAAAGAAAACACUAGAACACGGAUACAACAUGUGCAGCGGAUGUUUGUCUCUAAAGACACAACGAGAGAUUUGUUUGUUUUCACUUUUUUCAAUAUCCAGAGAGAGAAACACGGAUCACAGCAGAAUGAUAAUAAAUAAACUAUGUUAUCGUUAGCAUCCUGGAUAAAUGACGGUAGGUUCCACAUCAUGUAUUUAACUCCACAGAUGUCUGUGUGUGUCUGUGGAGAACUGAUCAUGUUAUUGACUUCACACUUGACACGUGUCAAUCACCAGAGGAAGUGUUUGAAGCUGUAAUUGGGGGCGGGGCCACGAUUAAAACCUCCUCCCCCUUCAGAAAUUCAAGAUUCCAGAUUCCUUUAUCAGCUUUUUCCGUUUCACAGUAAAAAGGCAUCGACUCACUUUAGUUAAUUUAAGGAAAUGUUGUUGGAAACAGAAAACGUUUGAAUGUAAAGUGAACCCAUGUUUUUGUUUGUUUUGUUUUUUAAAUGUAGUUUCAAAGUGAACUAUUUUAAUAUGAAUAUUAUGGUUUGACUGUGAUGUAUUUAUGGAGCAGAUCCUGUUUUCUAACACUGUAACUAGCUCAGUACAGACACUGGACUAAACGUGAGCUGCUUUCUGGGAAGUCAAGAGAACGACUUACAGAGAAACAGGGAGGAGGAGGAGGAG
Messenger RNA from Pleuronectes platessa (European plaice), 7185 nucleotides. It is a transcript of the gene itpr3, whose product is annotated as inositol 1,4,5-trisphosphate receptor, type 3. NCBI's taxonomy places the organism in Eukaryota, Metazoa, Chordata, Actinopteri, Pleuronectiformes, Pleuronectidae. Gene Ontology annotation, biological process: calcium ion transmembrane transport. The record is from RefSeq and is a predicted model, not a curated record. Gene Ontology annotation, cellular component: membrane; endoplasmic reticulum. Gene Ontology annotation, molecular function: inositol 1,4,5 trisphosphate binding; inositol 1,4,5-trisphosphate-gated calcium channel activity. The coding region runs from base 1 to 6459 and encodes 2152 amino acids. The transcript has 48 exons.